This is a messenger RNA of Melitaea cinxia (Glanville fritillary), 3303 nucleotides long. Its product is annotated as neural cell adhesion molecule 1-like. Lineage: Eukaryota; Metazoa; Arthropoda; Insecta; Lepidoptera; Nymphalidae. The annotation marks the transcript as partial. The record is from RefSeq and is a predicted model, not a curated record. The transcript is spliced from 16 exons.
UUAGUGGACUUUGUUCCAGUAUCGACGAUGGACGUAGAGGCGGUGGUCGGCAGGACUGCUACCCUGCCGUGCGACAUCGAACCUGACUCCCACGAGGACAGGGUCUACAUGGUGCUGUGGUUCAGACAUGCUGGCGGAAAGCCGCUUUACAGUUUCGACGUCCGUGGUCGAAGUUUCAACAAAGCUCUGCACUGGUCUGAUCCCCUGGCUUUUGGUAAACGAGCUCACUUCAUCACAAUGUCCAAGCCUUCUUCUCUCACCGUGGAUGCUGUACAGCUGGAUGACGAAGGAGUAUAUCGAUGCAGAGUGGAUUUCAAAAAUUCACCCACUAGGAAUUUCCAGAUCCGCCUUAAUGUUAUUGUACCACCGCAUCAAUUGCUGUUGUAUGAUGAAGCUGGUCGCGAUGUGGCUGGAGUGGUCGGCCCUUUGGAAGAGGGUGGUAACUUCACGCUUCUGUGUGAGCUCAGGGGUGGUCGACCACAGCCUACCCUGUCUUGGCUCAUCGAUAACAAGCCCGUCGAAGACCAUGUCAUCCUCAAGAAUGAUGGGAAGAUCAUCAUCAGCAAGAUCAGCGUCAGCGGUGCCGAGAGGAGCUGGCUGAACACCAGUGUCAAGUGUCAAGCUACUAACACUGCUCUUCUGAGCCCUCACGAGAGGACUGCUAGAGUUGAAAUGAACUUGCGUCCAACGUCAGUAUCGAUCAUAGAAAAGCCAGGUCAACUGUCAGCUGACACGGAGUUCACCCUGGUCUGCGUGACGCACGGCAGCCGACCCCCAGCGCAGGUCACGUGGUUCAGAGAAAAUAGAAGAUACACGAGGGGGAAGCAUAGCGAGAUAACAAACGAUACGUCAACAAUCAGCCGCUUGACCAUGUCUCCUCAACCAGAAGACGAUGGAGUGAUGAUCAGGUGCCGAGCUGACAACCCUGUGCUGAGAGUCGCCCUAGAGGAUUCUUUUAGGAUGAGCGUUGUUUACAAGCCGGUCCUGACGAUGUCCCUGGGCAGUACACUAAACCCUAACGACAUUAAGGAAGGCGAUGACGUUUACUUCGAGUGCAACAUCAGGGCGAAUCCUAAGGAACAUCGCACCUCUUGGUACCAUAACGAUCAACAAGUCACCCAAAAUAUGUCUUCUGGAGUGUUCAUAAGCACCAAGUCACUUGUACUGCAAAGGGUGACAAGGAAGGAUGGAGGGCUGUACGCUUGCAAGGCUGCUAAUGAAAUGGGAGAAACGAGCAGUCAAGCUGUCUAUCUUCGAGUACAAUUCGCGCCAGUGUGCGCGCAGGGGUCGCCGCGCGUGGUGGGCGCGCGGCUGGACGAGCCGCUGCGCGUGCGGUGCGCCGUGCACGCGGACCCCGCCGACCUCACCUUCACCUGGCAGUUCAACAACAGCGGGGAAAGCUUCCAAGUCUCACCCGUCAGAUACGUGUCAAACGGAGGCACAGCGAGCGAGCUGCGCUACCGCGCCGCGAGCGAGCGCGACUACGGCGCGCUGCUCUGCCGCGCCAGCAACAGCGUCGGGCGCCAGCAGCGGCCCUGCGUCUUCCAGAUCGUACCAGCAGCUCGGCCAUCACCACCAAGAAAUUGCUCAGCGAAGAGGAUCGUGAAUGAUGAUGAACCCUACCUGACUGUGCGCUGCGUACCUGGCUACGACGGCGGACUCAGCCAGCAUUUCGUGCUGGAAGUCGUCGGGGAAACCAGUCGAAUACUCGUGAACACAACCGCUGUGAAACCAGAUUUCAACGCUGUAUGGUUGAACGUAAGCUGGUCAGAACUGGAAGAUUUAUCCGAAGAAGAAAUGCUCACGGUCAGCGCCAGGAACAGCAAAGGCGUCUCCGAUCCUAUUCUCAUCAGAGAUCUCGUUUACAAAGAUGCUGCUAAACAUAUCGAGGACACUACCAGACCUAUGUCUAAAUUCCCAACAGCGGCUGCCAUAGCGGGCGCGGCCGCCAUCGUCGCAACCAGCAUCGUCAUCCUUGUACUAGUUCUACGAAAGCGAAACGAAACCACAGCGAACAGUAAGCGACCGUCUCAGAGCGUGGUCCAGGUCGACGCGAAUGGCAGAAGAUACCUCAUCGCUUAUCCAGCUUCCGAGAAAUUGGAACGAAAGCCAGAUAUAUUGAACCCUAAGGCCGAGGGUGAACCACCGCGUGUCGUGUUGGAGUCGAGCGACAACAAGACGUACACUAUCAAGGAGGCUGCGACCUACCCCCAGCCGUCGUCCAAGGAGGACAUGAAAAAUAUAUACAUAGCAUAUGUCGACUACGCGAAGGCCUUCGAUUCCAUUUCACAUCAGAGUAUCUGGGACGCAUUAGAGCAUCAAAAUCUUCCAUACACAUACAUUAACAUUCUCAAAGACAUCUAUAAAAAGAGUACAAGCCGGGUCAAACUGGAUAGACUGGGCCCAGAGUUUAAUAUCCAUAGAGGCGUGAAGCAGGGGGACCCGCUGUCACCGAAAAUCUUCAUAGCUGUCUUACAAAAUAUAAUGAAAGAUCUAGACUGGAGCAAAAAAGGAAUAACCAUAGAAAGAAAAACCCUCAGUAACCUACGAUUUGCCGACGACAUUGUCCUUUUCGCUGCGACAUCAGAACAACUAGAGGAAAUGCUGACAGAACUAAGCGCUGCUAGCGAAAAUAUAGGUCUACAACUAAAUAUCUCGAAAACAAAAGUGGCUACCAACGGUACGAAGAAUCCCAUACUAAUAAAUCAAACACCUUUAGAUUACGUAGAGAGCUAUAUUUACCUCGGAAAACUAAUAUCAUUUAAAAACACAAGACACCAAGAUGAAAUAGACAGGAGGAUCAACAUGACCUGGAAAAAAUAUUGGAGUUACAAAGAAAUAUUAAAGUCUAAGCUUUCAAUUAAACUAAAGAAAAAAGUGAUGGAUUCGAGUCUAUUACCCUGUUUAUCGUACGGUGCCCAAACCUGGAUCUUUAACAAAAGUACCUUGUCAAAAAUACGUACCUGCCAACGGGCUAUGGAGAGGAGCAUCCUUGGCAUCAAGACCAUUGACAAAGUUAACAGUAAAAAAAUCAGACUCAAAACAAAAGUGAUAGACGCAUUAGAACACGCGCAGCGCUUGAAGUGGAAAUGGGCAGGACACAUCGCCCGUUCUUCUGAAGAAAGAUGGCCUAAACGAGUAACAAAAUGGACAGGCCCGGGAGGCAAAAGACAAAGAGGCAGACCAACAGCCCGCUGGAUAGACGACAUAAUUCGAUUGGCAGGAAGGGACUGGAUGAAGACAGCUAACGACAGGCAAAAAUGGGGACAAUUGGAGGAGGCCUAUACCCGAAAGGGGCCAUGA